GUUCAAACCUAAACUUCAAGGCAAUAGCAUUAGUUAACCCUUCUUAACCAAACUGCAACCACUCACAUCCCUUCCAACCAAUACAUUGUCUAUUUAUAUAGACCCUUUCUGUCCCAACUUUUAUUUGCCACAUCCUCAUCAAGAAAAUUAUUCUUUCCAAAAACUGCAAACCUUUUUUUCUGAGAAAUCCAGAAAGUCAUGCUCAGAAUGUUCGGACCCGUUUUGAUCAUCUGUACUGUUUUAUCUUCUCUGUACACACCAUCCCAUGGCCAAUCAUGUGCACACUACAGCUUUGCCAGCAACCAGAAAUUCAAGUCAUGCAAUGACCUCCCACACCUCAACUCAUUUCUGCACUGGGACUAUGAUCAAUCAGCUAAAACAGUUAAGAUUGCGUAUCGUCACACGGGAGUCUCAUCUUCUAGAUGGACAGCAUGGGGAAUUAAUCCUACAGGGCAAGGCAUGGUCGGGGCACAAGCACUAGUGGCUUUCCAGAAAUCCGAUGGCACAAUGAGAGCAUACACAGCACCCAUUGCAGGGUACCAGACUCAAUUACAGCAAGGAAAUCUAAGUUUCGAGGUUUCGGACUUAAAGGCAACAUAUGCAAGGAGUGAAAUCACUAUUUUCGCUAGUUUAAAGUUCAACAAUUUAAGCUCCACAGUGAAUCAAGUUUGGCAAGAGGGUCCCAUUACUGGAGACACUCCAGGAAUACAUCCUACUUCCGGUUCUAAUGUUCAGUCUACGGGGACACUAAAUUUUCUUUCUGGAGAGACAGGAGCAUCGUCUGGAGGAGCAGUCAACUCCAGAACUAGGAAAAGGAAUAUUCAUGGACUACUAAAUUCAGUGAGUUGGGGGAUCCUGUUGCCAACUGGUGCUGUAUUGGCAAGGUACCUAAAAGUGUUCCCAUCUGCAGAUCCAGCAUGGUUCUAUCUACACGCUACUUGCCAAGUCUCAGCCUACAUCACCGGGGUUACAGGUUGGGCAAUCGGAAUCCAACUAGGAAGCCAGUCUCCCGGAAUUCAGUACACAGCACAUAGAGUUAUUGGCAUUGUAAUAUUUUGCCUUGCAACCCUCCAGGUUUCUGCUAUGCUUCUAAGGCCUAAAAGGGAGCACAAACACAGAUUCUAUUGGAACAUAUACCACCACUUCAUCGGAUACUCUGUUAUAGUUCUAAGCAUUAUCAACAUUUUCAAGGGCUUUGACAUUCUAAAUCCAGAGAAGAAAUGGAAGAGAGCUUACAUUGGGGUCCUAAUAGGUCUGGCUUGUGUUGCAGCAACACUGGAAGUUUACACAUGGUGCAUGGUUCUGAGGAGGAAAAAAUCAAGCCAAAGUCAGAACAUGUCUAAUGGGAUCAAUGGGAAAAACGGUUACAACGGCUACACAUCACGGCCUCAAGACAUAAUAUGAAGCAGACAUACCGUUUGAUGAAUGGAGUUCUUCUAUUUGGCUUGUGUUUUUGUCCAAACCCUUCAUGUUUAUGUUACGAUUCCGUCUCUAGUAUGUUUUUGGUGUUCUAACUGUGUUGAUAUAUCCUUCAAUUCUAGGUGAGCAGAGCAUAGGGGAUCUUUAUGCCUCUAGAAAAUUGUACUCAUUUCCUAAUGCCAGCCACAUUAAGACCUAAAUGUGAUACUAGCAAAGCCACAGAUAAGAUGGAUUACAUUGUGUGAAUCAAAAUUGAUAAAACUUGUGAAAAGAUAGAAUCAAUGCUUUUAUUUAUUUGUUUUAAUUGUGAAGAGGGUAUGUCUCUAGGCAUCAGCCAAGAGGAAAAAUCAUCUAAUACAUGAUGUGCAUGUACUAGCAAUGCUCAUACUAUAGUUCCUCUGGAUAGUAAACCAAGCUUAUCUGGUAUCAAAGUGAUCUCUAUUCCGAUUGCUGCAA
Molecule: messenger RNA, 1875 nt
Organism: Andrographis paniculata
Lineage: Eukaryota; Viridiplantae; Streptophyta; Magnoliopsida; Lamiales; Acanthaceae
Product: cytochrome b561 and DOMON domain-containing protein At4g17280-like
Exons: 3
Coding region: 199-1404 (401 amino acids)
Source: RefSeq, a predicted model, not a curated record